Messenger RNA from Magallana angulata, 2688 nucleotides. RefSeq lists its product as uncharacterized. The transcript is spliced from 9 exons. Lineage: Eukaryota; Metazoa; Mollusca; Bivalvia; Ostreida; Ostreidae. The coding region runs from base 98 to 1108 and encodes 336 amino acids. The record is from RefSeq and is a predicted model, not a curated record.
AUUUUAACGAAGUGAAAGUAAAAUUGGUUUCAUGCCUAUGUAUCUACUAAGAGGGCACUGCUGAACGUUGCUCGAAUAUUUUUACAACAUAUUCUCUAUGAAGAUGGAUAUUUUGAGUUCGCUUUACAAGACGGUGAUUGUGUUCCAAUUAAGUCGUUUGGGAUUUUCUUCUGAAACACCAACGACUCUACCAGCUUUGCAGAGAAAUGUGUGUCUCAUAGAUGCAAUUCACAUCCAUGAUAAAUUGAUUCAGAAAGAGUGCCCAUACAGUUUAAUUGGAAAAGAUAACACAAACUGCACAAUACCCUGCAUUGUGGAACUUGAGAUUGAUAACAGUUACCAUGAUCAUAACCAUGGGAUUGACUACAUGAUUUUCAAUCUAAGAAACAAUAUUUCCUUUUCCCACAAAAAGUUUUUGGACGUUUCAGAGUGCAUCAUUAAAACGAUAACUAUCAGAUGUGACUUCAAGUAUCACAAAGAUAGACAUGCAUCUUGUCUUGAGAAAUUGAGACCUUCAAUUCAUGAAACUGGUUCAGGCAAACUGAAAACACAAAACUAUUCAUCCAAAGGAACUAGACAAAAAAACAGAACCGAAUCGGUUUUUGCUGCUUUACAAGAAGAUGGAACACUACCAGGUUCACUUAUUGGUUUGAUUGGCGCAGUGAUUGGUUGCUUGAUUGGAGUGGUACUGACACUAUUUGGUGGCUGGAUCAUUAAAACCUUGCGACAAAGGCAUCUUCACCAGGAAAAUUUGGACCUGUAUCCAACCAGUCAAUCCAUUUAUAAUCCAGUUUUAUACACAGAAAUUGAAGAACUGAGGAUGCCAGUGAAGGCAUCCCAAGUUCCAUCCCUUGAGGAUAAUAGUUCUCUUAGUGCAAGGUCAAGGACAUCAAACACUUACCAUACGUUAGCGGAAAUGGGAAGCCUUGGCAAAUCAACAACUUUAAUUCAAGACAUUGGUUCAGACAAGCUGAGAACACCAAACCAUUCACCUAACGGAUCUCGACAGAGUCUGUCAUCUUGUUGUAGUGUUAAAAAGGAUGAGCAACAAAGAGAAAGUGGAGAUAGUAAAAAAUACUUUCAACUUGAACGACAAGAAUUAACAUAAGAACAGAGUUUUUAACUGCCUAGAUUUUUGUUUUUAUAUUGAACAAUUCUAAACUAUUGUAAUUUUUAUUGUUAUAUUGUAAUCUUUUGUUAUGCUGUCUUUCUUUCGGGAGAGUUUGUAAUUGUAAAUUGGGUUAUGAAAAAGAUAUUUUUAACAGAACUUCAAAAAAUUAAAUCAGUCUUAAUUAUAUGUAUUGUCUUUUUUCAAAAUUCAAAAUGGAUUUUGAUAGUUUCACAAUAUUCACGCAUAACGAUUGAAUAGUUUCUUUAAAUCGAAUGUGAUUGUAUCACUUCUAGCUGAUAAUAAUAUUGUAAACUAAAGUCAAAUAUAUUAAUUUAAUAUUCAAUGUCAAUGCGACAUAGUAAAGUUAAAAUCUUAAACUGAUUUUCUUCAUUUUAGUAUUGCUAUAUGUAUAUUGACACCGACAAUUAGUAUUGUUUUGGAAAAUCAAUUUCAAUUGAUUUUUUUUAUUCAAAUGUGUUAUCAAAUAAUCAUUGAUUUAUAAAAAAUCAUUAUGGAUUUAGAAUACUAACUGUUAUUCACAAAAUAUGUGGAAAGAUGAUCUAAACAUUAAAAACCAUUUUUUGUUUUGAUCAUUUAAGCAUGCAUCAUAUUGCUGGCUUUACAUACACAAAUGUAAAUAUAUAUUAGCAUUUGGUGUGAUUGGAACCGACAGAUGUGCUCUCGAUUCUAUCUGAGAACACUGGUGUGUCCUAUGUACAUAACAGAGUAUAUGUAAGUCUCUGUCUUUAUUUAAGUCAGUUUCUUAAAGCUCUCGGUCCAAAAUGUAGGCACUGCCACAGCUCAAGGCUCUUAUUCGAUACAAAAGGAGGGGUUGGUAUUCUCGUUUAUUUAACAACAAUGUCAAAUUUUAUUUCUAUUUACUAUUUUUUGAAAUUACAAAGAGGAGGGGCUAAAUGUUCUGUACGUUCGUUUUUCUAUAUACGGAUAAAACAAAAAGAAAUGUUUAUACCAAAAAGAGGGAUCUCCAAAUCUCCUCCCCUCCUUCCUUGCGAUGUGUCUGCCUUUGAGCUUAAGAAUUAAACGAAUUAAUACUGUCUCUGGGUGGCGAGAGAUUAAAAUUGCUCAUGUAUUUCAUUGAGACUUUUGCUCAAGUCUUUUAGUUACACUCCUUGCUGUGAUUAUUGACAAGUAAAUUAUAUAAAUGUUCUUAGCUAAAGAGUAAAUUUACACUGAUUAAAAUAAGCCAUGCAAGAUGGUUUCCAUUUCUAUUAUCAUUUUAUUUCGAAAAUAAUAAAUGAAAGAUUUUUUUCUUAAAUUGUGUAUUGUAUUUUUCAGAUAGAUUAAAACUAAUUUAUCACAGUAUAUAAUUUGUAUCAAUCGAUAGUAUAUAUAUCGCAAAUUCAAAGUAAAUUGAUUGUCUUUUUUAUCAUAAAUUCUACAAAAAUGUACAAAAAUUCUUAUGUAUUACUUGUCUGAAUUUCAAACUCAUUUGAUAUUAAAAUAAUUCAUGGAUUGUAACAAUUUUUUACACAUACCCGGUAACUUGGAUUUCUCGUCCUCUUUAAUGGAACUAAACUAGUUGUUAUUAAUUGGUUAUUAAGAUAUAUAUGUAAAUC